Messenger RNA from Mus pahari (shrew mouse), 945 nucleotides. Its product is annotated as vomeronasal type-1 receptor 4-like. The record is from RefSeq and is a predicted model, not a curated record. Gene Ontology annotation, cellular component: membrane. Bases 25 to 945 code for a protein of 306 amino acids. Gene Ontology annotation, molecular function: pheromone receptor activity. The transcript has a single exon. Lineage: Eukaryota; Metazoa; Chordata; Mammalia; Rodentia; Muridae. Gene Ontology annotation, biological process: G protein-coupled receptor signaling pathway.
AAUUGAUUUACUUUUUUAAUAGGAAUGAAAAUGCCUUCUGAAAACUUUGCAAUGGGAAUUUUUCUCUCCUGCCAGAUUAUAGUGGGAAUCCUAGGCAAUUCCUCAAUAGUAUUUUAUUAUAUCAUUUUGGUGUUCACUGGAAAACAUUUAGUUCCCAAAGAUCUGAUUAUAGAGCACUUGACUAUUGCCAACUGCUUGACUAUCAUCUUAAGAGGCAUUCCACAGACAAUGUCAUAUUUUGGAUUUAAAUUAUUUCUGGAUGAUAUUGGAUGUAAAUUGAUCGUGUAUAUUUCAAGAGUAACAAGAGGGAUGAGCCUGUAUGCAAUGUGCCUAUUGAGUUGUUUCCAAGCAGUCACAAUCAGACCCAGCAAUUCCAGGUGGACGAAGCUGAAAUACAGAGCCACCAAUUGCAUUGGUCCCUCCUGCUCAGUUAGUUGGCUUUUCCACCUACUUCUAAACAUCUUGAUUGCAACAAGAGUGUCAGGUCCCACUUACAAGGAAAAUGUGACUAACAGGUUGAGCUAUGCAUACUGCUCAUUGUUUGCUUCUGACAUUGUGGAAACUAUGCUGUACAUGUUCAUACUGUGCUUCUCUGAUGUCCUGUGUCUGUGUCUCAUGACCUGCUCAAGUGUCUCUAUGGUGAGUAUCCUCUACAGACAUAAGAGACAAGUCAAACAUAUCCACAGUGCUCAACACUUUCUGAAAGUCUCACCUGAAGACAGAGCCACUCAGACUAUCCUCAUCCUGCUGUGCAUAUUUGUCAUCUCUAACUCAUUCUAUUCUUUUGUAGCUGUCAUUAUGGCCUGCUCCAAAUAUCCAUUGCCAUGGUCAAUAAAUAUAUCUACAUUGAUAGAAAUAUGCUUUCCAGUAGUUUGCCCCGUUGUUCUCAUUAGCAAUAUGAAGGCCAACUUUAGCCUGUUUUUACGAUGCUUUGGUAAGAGGUAA